AUGUCCGAGCCAAAGCGUCGUAAAGUUGAUUUGGAAAAUCGAGCUUUUCAAUUGCAUUGGACUGAAGAAUAUUUCUUCAUCCUUUCUAAUAACAAAAAUGCCAAACCAACGUGCUUAAUUUGUAAUGAAACUGUGGCGGUUAACAAGGCCGCUAAUUUGAAGCGACAUUACGAUACAAAACAUGCUUUUAAGUAUGACAAAGAGUACCCAAAAGGAUAUCUACGUAAUGAAAAAAUAACAUCGCUUCAAAAGUCACGUGAACAAUCAAAUUUAAUAAUGAAACGUGCUCUGACUGAGCAAGAAAAAUGCGCUGAAACUUUUUUACGAAUUUCUUGGAUUAUGGCGAAAAAUAUGAUUCCUUAUUCUCACUCAGAAAUAAUUAAAUUAUGCUUACUUGAAGCCGUAAAUACGCUUUUUGAAAGUAAGAAAGAAGUAUCCGAAACUUUCAAGAAAAUUCCUUUAUCGCGCAACACAGCAACUAGAAAAAUUGAGUCUUGCUCAAGAUCAGUUCAAGAAAACAUUUUGCAUAAUCUACAGAAAGCAAAAUUCUUUUCACUUGCAAUUGAUGAGUCAAUUAAUAUUUCUGAUAUUUCGCAAAUGGCAGUUUAUGUUCGAUAUCUUUGGAACAGUGAAGUUAAAGAAGAAUUUUUAACAUUAUUGCCACUUUACGAUCGCACAACCGGUGAAAUACUAUUCAAAAAUUUUCAUAAGUUCAUGGAGUCUAACAAUCUUUCGUUUGAUAACAUUCUUUCGAUAGCAACUGAUGGUGCGCCGGCUAUGAUUGGUAGGUCUAUCAAUGGUUUUAUUACACUCAUAAAAAAUCUAAAUUCCAAGAUUAUUGCUUUGCAUUGCAUAAUUCAUCAAACUGUCCUUUGCGCAUAGCUUUCUGGUGAUCUUAAGAAUAUCAUGACAGCAAUUAUGAAAAUAGUUAAUUACCUGCGCUCGCAUUCGGCUCUACAACACCGUUUACUAAAAGCAUUUCUGCAAGAAUGUGAAAGCGAGUACAUAGAUCUACUUAUUCACAAUGAUGUUCGCUGGCUAAGUAAAGGCAAUGUAUUGAACAGAUUAAUAUGCUUACUGCCAGAAAUUCGCAGUUUUCUUGAGUCCAGAAAUACUAAGAUUGCUAAUGAGUACUUCCAAUUCUUGAGUGACGUAAAGAACGUUGGAAAAAUUUGGUUUUUGAAUGAUGUGUUUUUCCAUUUUAAUGAACUAAACAAACAUUUGCAAGGGAAGAAUAAGGUUCUCUGCGAUAUGUGGGAAAUAAUAAAAUCAUUCCAGCGGAAAUUGCAGUUGUUCGAAAAUGAUUUAAAUUCAAAGGAAUUUCUUCAUUUUGCUUCAUUAAAAGCUCAUAUUGAAAGCAAUCCUAAUGAAGACAUUGGCAUGGACAUCUUUGUCGAAUUUUUACAAAAAGUGCAGAUCAAAUUUUCUUCGCGAUUUUCAGAAUUUAGUCAAAUCUCUGAUUUACUCACUGCUUUAAAGACUCCGUUUUCUAUGGAACCCAAUGGUAACUGGGUUACACAAGCUAUGCAUCUUUUCAGUGGUAUUGACAAAGCUAAACUUCAGCUGGAAACUAUCGAAUUACAAGAAAGCAGUGUAUUAAAAGAAAGUUAUCAAGUAACACAUAUAACCAAGUUUUGGAUUGACAUUUUGCCCGGUGAAACUUAUCCUAAUCUACGAAAGAUAAGUUCUUUUGUAUUGACAAUGUUUGAAUCAACUUAUGUUUGCGAAGCUGCAUUCUCAAAAAUGAAUUACGUGAAAAACAAGUUUCGAAACUGUCUAACUGAUCGUCAUCUUGAGGAUUGUUUGGUUGCUGCUACUACUAGCUACAACCCUGAGUUUACCAAGUUGGCUAAAGAUAGCAAAUCGCACUUCUCACAUUAA
This is a messenger RNA of Nylanderia fulva, 1881 nucleotides long. RefSeq names its product general transcription factor II-I repeat domain-containing protein 2A-like. NCBI's taxonomy places the organism in Eukaryota, Metazoa, Arthropoda, Insecta, Hymenoptera, Formicidae. Gene Ontology annotation, molecular function: protein dimerization activity. The record is from RefSeq and is a predicted model, not a curated record.